GAACUUUAAAAUUUAUGAUGGAGGGAGGGUAGAACAUGCGCCUGGAAACAGAUAGCUGGCAGAAGAGCAAGGGAGAGAAAAGCAAGAAUUGGGACGCUGCGGCAGUGCAAAAGAGAGGCUCAGGCAGCUCUAGAGACGCUUAUAGGCGCUGAAGCUGCUAGACUCUUAACGCAAUGGACGACCUAUUCGACGUGUUCGAGGACAAGCCGGGCUUGAACGAUGCCACCAACGAGCCCCCCAGACCUAGAAAGGCCAGGAACAAGAAGCGACGAGCAAACGGAGACAUCAAGUCAGAAAAUGUAGCGACAGCCAACGGAACGGAGUCGCCAGAGCCGGUCGAGCCCGCUGGGGAGAAGAGUGAUGCUGCAGAAGCAGAAGUCCAGGAUGACCAGCCGGACAUAAAGCGCCUGCGGGUUGACCAGGAGCCAGAGCCGGUGGUGGCAGAUACCUUUGAAACUGAACAAUCUCGUGAAGUUGCCGCGUCUGCUGGAUUUCAGGGUCAGCAAGAUGGGAAGGCUGUGGUGCUCUCCCAUCAAGUACGACAUCAAGUUGCCCUACCUGCGGGCUACGACUACAUCCCCAUCUCCCAGCACAAGCCGCCGGAGAAGCCCGCGCGGGUGUGGCCUUUUACCCUCGACCCCUUUCAGCAAGUCUCGAUUGCGUCUAUUGAACGGGAAGAGAGUGUCCUUGUCUCUGCGCAUACUAGUGCUGGAAAAACCGUGGUUGCUGAAUAUGCUAUUGCUCAGUGUUUGAAGAAUAACCAGAGGGUGAUCUACACGAGCCCAAUCAAGGCUCUGAGUAACCAAAAAUACAGAGAAUUUGCGGCUGAGUUUGGUGAUGUUGGACUGAUGACCGGUGAUGUCACCAUCAAUCCCACGGCUACCUGUCUUGUCAUGACUACUGAGGUAGGAUCACAGUGUGAAUAAUCAGUUGGACGCGGAGCUAAUUUUCCUGCAGAUUUUGCGGUCUAUGUUAUACCGAGGCUCCGAGAUUAUGCGUGAGGUCGCCUGGGUUGUUUUUGACGAGAUUCAUUACAUGCGAGAUAAGAGUAAGCAUGCCUACCGUUCUUGCACAAUGCACAUGACUAACGUCUGCUUAAGCCCGAGGUGUCGUUUGGGAGGAGACCAUUAUCCUACUGCCAGACAAAGUCAGAUAUGUGUUCCUUUCGGCUACCAUCCCGAAUGCGAUGCAGUUUGCAGAGUGGGUUACCAAGAUGCACAACCAGCCAUGCCACGUUGUAUAUACAGAUUUCC
Trichophyton rubrum CBS 118892 is the source of this 1253-nucleotide messenger RNA. RefSeq lists its product as uncharacterized. Lineage: Eukaryota; Fungi; Ascomycota; Eurotiomycetes; Onygenales; Arthrodermataceae. Gene Ontology annotation, cellular component: nucleus. The record is from RefSeq and is a predicted model, not a curated record. The transcript has a single exon. Bases 174 to 926 code for a protein of 250 amino acids. Gene Ontology annotation, biological process: maturation of 5.8S rRNA; RNA catabolic process. Gene Ontology annotation, molecular function: nucleic acid binding; RNA helicase activity; ATP binding.